AUGAACUUUAUUAAAUUACGUUUAAUUAGUCCUUUCUUCUGGCUGAGAAAUCGUAUACUGCGCACAAUAAUUUUUAUAGUUAUCCUUGAAUUAUUAGUUUAUCAACUUUUGAAUUCAAAUUAUCAUAUCAAUCGUCAAAUCAAAAUUCAAUAUGAAUUUAAUAACAUUAUCGAAACUACACAAGAAAAAGUUAUCAGGGAAAAACGUCGUGAUUCUAUUAAAAAUGGGUUUCUUCAUGCUUGGCGUGGUUAUUCCAAAUAUGCAUGGGGAUACGAUGAACUAUGUCCAGUUAGCAAUACAAGUAGAAAUAAAUUUAAUGGAUGGGGAGCCACAAUUAUUGAUUCUUUAGAUACUUUAUGGAUAAUGGAUUUAAAGGAUGAAUUUAAUAAAUCUCGGGAAUUUGUAAAAACAUUGAAUUUUACCAGUAGUGAUUAUCAAUCAAACGUAUUUGAAACUGUAAUUAGAUAUUUGGGCGGAUUAUUGAGUUCUUUUGAGUUAUCAGGAGAACCAAUUUUUUUAGAGAAAGCAAAAGAAUUAGGAGAAGCUUUAUUACCUUCCUUUGAUACUCCUACCAGAUUACCUUAUAAUUUUGUACAUUUGAAUCCGGAUAAAAGAAUUGAUAAACCUCCUAAUGGAGGUGGUUUUUUGGCCGAAGUGGGAUCUUCUUGUUUGGAAUUUACGAAAUUAGCAAAGUUAACAGGUGAAGAUGAAUAUUUUUAUAUAGUUAAUAAUAUUACAAAUACUAUUUUCAAUGCAAAAAAACCGAUUCCGGGAUUAUUUCCAUCGAGAAUUAAUCAAAAGCAAGUGUCGUUUGGAGCCAUGGGAGAUAGUUUUUUUGAGUAUCUUCUUAAAGAACAUAUACUAUUGAGUGGAUCAUCUGAUCAAUACCGAAAUAUGUAUAUCGAAUCUAUCGAAGGCAUGUAUAAAUAUCUAAUCAAGCCAAGUCCAGUAAAAGAACGUCCAGAUCUAUUAUUUCUCGGGGAAUUACAAUUUUAUGAUGAAUUUAUUGGAAAAAUGGGACAUUUGUCAUGUUUUGUUCCUGGAAUGUUAGCUAUGGGAUCAAAAGUUUUUGAUCGACCAGAAGACCUUAAAAUUGCAAAAAGGUUAGUCGAAACAUGUUAUUGGUCAUAUGGAAUAACGAAGACAGGAAUUGCAGCUGAGGAACUUUGGUUUAAGAUUGUAGAGAAAUAUUAUCAUGAAGAAGAAAAAAAUGAAGACAACUUUAAUUCUGAUCUUCCAGAUGGGAUUGAUCAAUUGUCACCAAGAUAUUAUAUAUUAAGACCUGAAACUAUUGAGAGUCUCUUUAUAUUGUAUAGAAUAACAGGUGACAAGCAAUAUCAAGAGAAAGAAAAAUGGUGCAAAACACCUUCAGGAUAUUCAGGAUUGUUUAAUGUGAAUACCAAAGAAGUCAUUCAAAAUGAUAGUAUGGAAAGUUUCUUCUUGGCAGAAACAUUAAAAUAUCUGUACUUAUUAUUUAGUCCACCAGAUUUGAUAUCGUUAGACACUUAUGUUUUUAAUACUGAAGCACACCCAAUAAGAAGAAUAGUAUAUUUCUUGAACUCUGGUGUUAUCACAUAUGCUAAAAGUUUAGCUAAUGAAGGUGAAGGUUAUGGUGUUCAAUAUGUAUAUCACAAAGGACAAUACUAUGAUUCCUAUGCCAAGGGCAUGAAUUAUGUCAAGUUUCAUUGUGCAUUUGAUAAUAAGACGAAGGCACUUGAGUUUGCAAGCGAGUUAAGUGAUGGAAAGGAUAGUAAAGCAGAAUAUGUAUGUCAUAGUGGAAAACUUUUCGAUCAAAAAGCUAAUGAUGGCAGUUAUGGAAGAAUUGCAGAAUAA
Messenger RNA from Diversispora eburnea, 1833 nucleotides. NCBI's taxonomy places the organism in Eukaryota, Fungi, Glomeromycota, Glomeromycetes, Diversisporales, Diversisporaceae. The record is from the annotation of a GenBank genome assembly.